This is a messenger RNA of Xenia sp. Carnegie-2017, 2517 nucleotides long. RefSeq names its product kelch-like protein 12. Bases 357 to 2051 code for a protein of 564 amino acids. Gene Ontology annotation, molecular function: protein binding. Lineage: Eukaryota; Metazoa; Cnidaria; Anthozoa; Malacalcyonacea; Xeniidae. The transcript has 9 exons. The record is from RefSeq and is a predicted model, not a curated record.
CUGUUCACGGGUUUAUUAUGUAAAAUUUUUGUUAUUUAAAUAAAUUUCUUGGUAUUUCUCGAGUACAUAACUUCGUCAGACGUCAGUCGUACAGAAGAAGAAUAGGUGUAUAUUAAGGACUAUAAAGUUGUGAAGAUUGUGUCUUAAUCAUCAGCUAAUCCAACAUGAAUCGUUCAUUUGCAAAAAUUUUGCCUGUCAAACAUUUGAAAAUCAACAAUUCUCAGAAAUAUUCGACUACUGUAGUGAAGUACAAGAUACUUGGAAGCUAUCUUUGUCGCCAAUUCAUUUAGGCACAUUAACUUGCAGUGCUAGGAAUAAGGACGGUGUAUUCACUAAACUGAAAUAUAUCCGCCAGCAUGAGUGAUGCAGUAAAAGAUUUGGGGGCCGUUCCAAACGAAGCUUUGCGGUUUGCGUUCUCUAAAGCCGGCUUUUCACUUGCAGUUAGUUGCAAGGAAGCUGUUAUUCCACCUUUGGGGAGGACUUUUGUAUCUAUCUACGGCAUUUACAAGCUUAGUAAAAUCUUUCAACCUGCUAUAAUGUAUAUACUUCAAAAAAUAUUCAAUAAAGACUCCAGUGAAAAUUCAUCGAAUGGUCCUAGUAAUGAAGUCAGUAAUGUGCGAGAAGGCUCCUUUGCGUUUGAUCUUUCCUGCUUCACUGAAGACCAAUUCAAGGAAGUUUGGGAAGAUUAUCAAUCAGGAGGACUACUGCAACGAUUUCAAGAUGAGUUUGAAGCACAUGACAUUAAAGUAGAAGGCUUACAAGUUGAGAUCAAAAAUUUAAAGGAAGUGAAGGAAAAAAUGGAGAUCAUAUACUGUAGAUCUCGUAACACGAAAUCAGAAAACCCGUCUUGUGGAAUGCAGCAAGAUGAAUCUGAGGCAGAACUCGUUAAAAUAUCAAGGAGACGGGAUGAUACUAAAAAAGAAGUUUCUAACACGAGAUCAGAAAGCCCCUUUUGUGGAAUACGGGAAUCUGAGGCUGAACUCGUUAAAAUGUCAAGAAAACUGGAUAAUAUUGAAGAAAAUCAGCUCGAGAUAAAGAGUAUAAUUCGCGAGAUACGACAAAACGUUGUAUCGACACCUGCCAGACUAUCUCGAUCUGAAAGUUUUGGCCUUAAUUACGAUAUCAUCGUUUGGGGUGGCCGAGGUACCGACGAGUCAGAUAUAAAUGUGGUUGAAAAAUUAUCACUAAACGAGAGUGGCGCCACGUGGGAGAUUUUGCCAAAACUAAAAAGUGCUACGUACCACAGUACGGCUGUCGUGAUUGAUUCAAUCAUUUACGUCAUUGGAGGCUCAGACAUUAUUGAAUAUCUGGACUAUAAUGGUAAAUCUCAGGAGUGGAAGAUGUCGAACGUUAAGUUGCCUUUUGCAGUUAACCGCCAGACAACAGUUAUGCAUAAUGGGAAAAUUAUCCUGAUUGGUGGAUAUAAUAAAGAUGAAGAAACAUUUUCUAAAGAAAUUAUGGAAAUAUCUCUGUCUGAACCUUACCAAUGUAAACCACUCUGUGACUUACCCAAGGCAAUUGGCAAUCAUGGUUCAGAAAAGGUUGACGACAAGGUUUUUAUUUUUGGUGGGAAAGAUGAAAAAAAAACCUAUGAUGACGUCGUACUAUUUGAUCUUGCCACAAACAAAUGUGAGAUCAUCUCAAAAUUGAAGCGUCCAUUACGAUCCAUGGGCACUGUUCGCUGUGAACACAAAAUCAUGCUUAUUGGUGGUAAAAAUGAGAAUGGUUUUUCGCAUGAAGUCUUUGAAUUUGACAUUAAAACGAACGUGAUUACUUCGUUACCUCGCCUUAAUAACGCAAGACGUGGAUGCGCAGCAGUCGCAAACGGUGAUGAGAUCAUUGUUAUGGGGGGAUUGGGUCGUAAAGGACCAACCAGAUCCGUCAAGUCAUACAACCUAAAAGAGAAAAUCUGGCGACCAAUGUCAUCUUUGAAGAAAGCUCGUGGUCAUACAGUUGCCGUGAUUUGUACAACGCCAAAUUCUAAGAAUGCACGUCGGUCAUCAGAUUCUAUAGACUUAGGAUGUGCUCAAUUGGAGAAUAGUUUAACAUAAUCAUUAAUGACAUGUUUACAAGGAUGUCAUGAACUUUUUUACAUCCGAAUUCUUUCUUAUACGCACAGCUACUUGCUCUCAUUUUCAAUUAUUUCCUUUCUAUAAAUCAUUAGUUGAAUUUGUAUCGUACAUUGUAGUAAUCAUAAUUCCUUCUAGACAGGUUGAACUAUAACUAUAAAUUACAACUAUACUCAAAAUGGUAAUAGAAAAUAAAUUCAAUCAACUGGCAUUGUAAAAACCUUAAAAACACACUAGACAACUAUAUUUUACCCUGAUCCUCAAUCACGGUAAACCUAACCCUUACGCCUAACGCUGUAACUAACUUGUUUUCACGUAAAGAAUGUGAAGGACUUCUCCGGUAAAAAAAAUUCUCAUGAUAAAGAAUAGUCAAUAUUUUUAAAUAUCUGAAGAUUGAUAAAAGUUUAGGCAUUGACAGUACUGGUAAAAGAAACAUGUUAAAAAACUA